Hypomesus transpacificus is the source of this 2960-nucleotide messenger RNA. RefSeq names its product thyroid hormone receptor interactor 13 (gene trip13). The transcript is spliced from 14 exons. The record is from RefSeq and is a predicted model, not a curated record. Lineage: Eukaryota; Metazoa; Chordata; Actinopteri; Osmeriformes; Osmeridae. Gene Ontology annotation, cellular component: chromosome; nucleus. Gene Ontology annotation, molecular function: ATP binding; ATP hydrolysis activity. The coding region runs from base 181 to 1461 and encodes 426 amino acids. Gene Ontology annotation, biological process: reciprocal meiotic recombination; meiotic recombination checkpoint signaling.
ACAUCCGCGUGAGCCACACAGCCCGCUAGAUUUGGAUUUUUUUGACAGCUAGAGGUAGCAAAAUGCAAGGUAUUCAAUGAGACAGCUUUGUUAGAUUGCUAUAACUUCACAAAAGGAAAGAUUAAUUACCAAAUAUCAAGUCAACCGACGCAUAACUAGCAAACCAUUUCUGUCUUUGAAAUGGAGGGUGACAGGAUGGAAGUUGGCAACCACAAACAAAACCCCAACAACCUCGUCAACGUCCAUGUAGAAGUUCAUGUCAAAUCUCAAAGCACUGCAAAGCAAUCUGACGUUAGGACACACGUUAUGGCUUUGCUGAACCGCCAUUCCAUGGUUUUUGGUAAUUACAAAUGGUCAGAGUUUGAUGAAGACUUCCUCAGCAAACAUGUGGCAUCGGUGGCCAUAGUGGAUUCAGAGAGACAGCCUAUGGACCUAAAGAACUGCAAUCUGUCCAUUUACAUCUUCACUCUUAAUGAUGACGGACCAAGCAUGCUCAGCUUGGAGGAAGAGGAGGAACUAUCCGCAGCCAAUCACUGGCUCCUUCCAACAGCUGAAUUUCAUGGAAUUUGGGAGAGUCUGGUCUAUGAAAAUGGUGUAAAAAAACAGCUCUUGGACUAUGUCUCAACAACACUCUUCUUCUCAGACAAAAAUGUAGACAGCAACUUAAUAGCAUGGAACCGUGUCGUGCUGCUUCAUGGACCCCCAGGCACAGGAAAGACGUCUCUAUGUAAAGCCCUUUCCCAGAAACUGUCAAUCAGACUGUCAAACAGGUACUCCUAUGGGCAGUUUGUGGAGAUCAACAGUCACAGUUUGUUCUCCAAGUGGUUCUCAGAGAGUGGGAAACUGGUGACUAAGAUGUUCCAGAAGAUUCAGCAGCUGAUUGAUGACAAAGAAGCUCUUGUGUUUGUCCUGAUUGAUGAGGUGGAAAGUUUGACGGCAGCAAGGACUGCCUCCCAAGCAGGAACUGAACCCUCAGAUGCCAUCCGAGUGGUCAACUCCGUCCUCACACAACUGGACCAGAUAAAACGACAUCCAAAUGUGGUGAUCCUAACCACCUCUAAUGUGACUGAGAAGAUAGACCUGGCGUUUGUGGACCGAGCAGACAUCAAGCAGUACAUCGGCCCCCCGUCUGAGCAGGGCAUCUACAACAUCUAUCUCUCCUGCCUGGAGGAGCUCAUGAAGUGUCAGAUUGUGUACCCCCGGCAACAACUGUUCACCGUGUUUGAGCUGGAGACCAUGGGUUUCGCAGAGAGUGAGGUGUCUGUGCACAGUCUGGUUCUUUGGAGACUUGCGCUGAAGAGCAAAGGCUUGAGUGGACGAGUUCUGAGGAAACUGCCGUUUUUGGCCCAUGCACUUUUUGUUAAGACCCCUAUAGUGACUCUGGAGGGUUUCCUGGAGGCCAUGGACCAAGCAGUAGAUAAACAGAUUGAGGAAAAGAAAGAUAUGGUGAACUGUGUGUGAUUUGGAAUGAGCUACUCAGGUCUUCCACUGCUCAUUGGUUGAAUGGAUGUGGUGCCUAAAGACUGUGCAAAUGUAAUAAAGCUACAAUAUGUUUGUACCUCUAGGAACGCUUUUAUUUCUCUAACUUCCAAGUUUGAUAAAAUAUACAUAAGAUUGCAGUAUUUUUACAUGCCGUGUGCUGUAUUGUUAAUAAUCAUAAUUAAAUGUUUACAACCCACAUAGUCAUAUAUCAGUUUACCUUUUUCUUGGUGUAGUGGUGCCUUAUAAUAUCUGUUAUUUAAUGUCCAUCAGAAGCUGUGUCAAAAUGUUUAGGAUCUCAUGGAUCUAUUGAUGAGAGAGUAAGUUUCUGUUAAUUAAAUUUGAGUAAGUUGAUUUCUUUGUGGUUGGUUGACAACAAAGGGUAAAUGCUUCUAGGAUUUUGAAUUAUCGCCAUGUUCUAAAUAGCUUAGAGAUAUGUUUUGAUUCAAGUUAACUUGUUUUGUUUCUAUAUUCUCAAGAAUGUGCCAUUAUCUGUAGAGGUAAAGCCCAUCAAAUGAUCUUGGCACUGCUGUUCAUGAUUCAUGUUCAUGACGUUUUUAUGUGUUUAAAAAUGUACUUUAUUAAACUCCCUUGGACUCAGUGUGCUUUGAGAGCACCUGUUAAAAGGUGCCCUUUGGGGUAUGACCACAUGGUGGUGCAUUGAUGCAAGCAAUAGUCCUUUUGUUCUGUGUUCAGGUACUGUAUACAGAUUAAAUACUGUAUAUAGAUUAAAUACUAUCACAAACAUUUCAAUUGAUGUAUAUCAGUGACAGUAUUAGAAGUAUAAGUGCAUUUUCAAUCAGUAGUCUAAAUUAUAUAUAGAAGCUCCAACUGAAUUUGCAAUCAGCCUGCUGUUGAUCAAUGUCUUUAUGAUUUACUUUGAAACAUUUACUUUCACAUCAACAACCUAGUUGAUAUACACAAUAUCUUAUUAUUGGGGACAAACUACCAAAUACAGUCUAGACAGUCACAUUUUAAGAGUCAAGUCCAUGUGUAGUCCCAGUUCCUCUGCAUGUUUUGCAUUCUGCGAAUGCUGUUUUGCAUGUUACAGCUGCAGAGCUGUAACAAUGAGGGCUUUGUUUGUUACUGGCCAACAGUCAAACUUACUUUAAAGAUGGAUUCUGGAACAGUUUAAGUGGUUACAGGUAACUUGCUUUUGUAAAAGCCUCUCAUCUGUUAUGCUUUCUUUCAAAGGUCAAAUUAUUACAAUGAUAUACCUUGAGGCACCAACCACAGGUUACAGCACACUGCUCUGAGAAUAUCUUAUUUUGCCAUUUCACCAGCUCAUGAUGACUAAGACGGUGUUUGGCAAAAGGCCGUAAUUCGCUUUGACAGUUUUUCUUUUUGCACCUGUCUUAUGCUUGCUUGUUUUGUUUAACCCAAAGCUUGGAUAAUUAUAAUCCAUGGGCCUCAUUUGUCACUGCAUUCCUUAAUGUCAGAUUUAUAAUUGCGUUUUAAAUAAAACCUGAUAACCACUGGUG